This is a messenger RNA of Triticum aestivum (bread wheat), 1279 nucleotides long. RefSeq lists its product as uncharacterized. NCBI's taxonomy places the organism in Eukaryota, Viridiplantae, Streptophyta, Magnoliopsida, Poales, Poaceae. Gene Ontology annotation, molecular function: rRNA N-glycosylase activity. Gene Ontology annotation, biological process: negative regulation of translation. The record is from RefSeq and is a predicted model, not a curated record. The coding region runs from base 84 to 1205 and encodes 373 amino acids. The transcript is spliced from 2 exons.
GUUGUGUGUUUCCAUUUGACAGUCAAUUAAUUUGCAGAUAAUUUGCAUGAGAUUGGAACCAAGCUUCCGCUCCCCUCUCGCAAAUGGCUACAGAACAUGAGCUACCUCCGUGGACGGGUGCCCCAAAAUUUGAGUACCAGCUUUUUAAAAAUGCAACUAAAAUGGCAAGGUCCUAUCAUACGUUAGGAGUCAAUGUGAGGAGGCUUUUGAGGCAGAAAUCUGAUGAAGGAGGUGCACAGUAUGUGCGGGAUUUAAAAAUUUCUGAGUCCCUUGGUUUUCAGCAUGAAAUUCCCGAGUUGCCAAUAAAACCCAGCUAUUUCAUGAUUGCAAUGCUUCCACCUCCGGAUGUAGAAGAUGGCACACUUUUGGAUAGGGAGUUUGAGUUACUAUUAGCUGCUGACUCGAUGUAUCACCUCAGUUUCUCAGCAAAAAGUGUUUGGUAUGUUUUUAAAGAUGCUAUUCUCCCUGGAGUUAGAGAAGGAUGUGAAGCUAAAUACAACAUCGAAAGAUUUCCCUUCAAAGGAAGCUAUCAAGAGGUUGGGAUGGUUAUUGGUUUCCUUGGACAAUUAGAGACCUAUGAAGUGCUAGUAGAUCAUAAACGAGCAUCUCAUAGGCAACUAGUCCAAGUCAUGCGCCGCAAUUUGGUGACUUUUUCUGAGGCAAUGAGAUUUGCAUUUCUGUUCAAGCUAAAUCUCACAACAUUUCAACUUCGAAAUCUGUGUGGUGUAUUGGAUGGUCCUGUCAAAAAGAAUGAGUUAUACCAGAAUCUUCCUUAUCAUUUCAAUGAUUGGAGCAAUUACUCCGAGAAGUGCAGAGAAGGAAGAGAAAAGUUUGAUGCAGAAUGGCAACGAUCUGAUCCAGAGUUUAGCAAAUACAUAUUAUCAGGAAUUCCCACAUUUGAUGCUCUGUUAAAUUUUGUGAGUCUGUUGUCAAAUAAAAACCACAAGAAAAGUAGGGAAGAGGAGUCUGAAAAUCACAUGAAACAAUCUUUUGGAAAUCUAGAAGAUCACCGGGAGGGUGGUGGGGAUGAGGAUCCUCCAAGUGAUGGUAAUAAAGAGAGACAGAAGAAGAAAGACACAUCUUCCGCCUGGUUCUUUGAGGCCCCUGUGAUGCCAUUCCAUUGGAUUGAUAGAGCAUCAAACAUAGUAAAGGUCAGUUACACUUCUUUGGUUGUUGGCACUAUACCUCUCCUUGGUCACAUCUAGUUGGUCCCGUUGUAUUUUGUGUGCCUCAUCUUUCAAUCUUUCAAACAUGUCGUGGUUCUAAGGCUAACAGUAGA